CUCGUGGUACGAGCAAAAGAGGAAGAAGCAGCUUGUGGCUGGGGCUGAGGACCUGGUAGAUCCGGAUCCAGCUCCAGACUCCUGUGCAGACCCCGCGAGCGGCAUCGCUUGAGCUGUGCCACGCUUCCCGGGUUGCAGAGCAGAGCAGAGCAGAGCUCCCUUUGGGCGCUUGUACACGUGACGAAUUCGAUGUUGCAGGACGGGGCCUCUAGGAAAGCAGUCAGGGCUGUCCUGGAGGAUAAUGCAACGAGUAGGAUCGAGAGCCUUGGAGAAAGAGGAACCCUCCAGCAUCAGAGCCCCCCCUGCGGCGACAGGCCCCGAGCCUGAUUUGCCGUACGAAGCUCAACCCCCGGUUGCAGACCUAGGAUCUGUCUUUUCUCAGCCGACGGUGCUGUAGACGCGGGAAGAGCCCAGAAGGAUUUUCUCUCUUGAGUUCGGUGUCGGAGGCUGCGCUGGCGGGGCGGGGGGUGGGGGGAGACUGCAUGCACUUUGCCUUUAACAGGCUGCGGGCCAAGGCUCCCAGCUCGCAGGCAUAUAUGCAUUGGCAGUGUAACAAUAUCUCCACGUGAUUGCAAUGAAAGGCUUCGCAGAGAGGGAGGGAGGCAGGCAGGCAGGCGAGGAAGGCGCUCACAAAGGCUCCCAAGCGCCUCUAGGCACUCGCCCCGAGCCGGCACCAGCUGGGAUGUGAGGCUGCCCCCAGGGGUGCGGGGUCCCGGCUCGCUCGCCUCGCCUGCUCCCGGCCCCGCCAGGUCCAGGGGAAACCUGCCCAACAUGCCCGAGCAGAUCAGCGUGUCGGAGUUUCUGGCCGUGACUGCCGAGGACCUCAGCUCCCCGGCCGCCUCGGCCUUCACCUCCAAGAUGCAGAAGUGCCGGGGAGCUGCCAGUGCCCUGGAAGAGAGCCUGGAGGGGGACCACGCCGUUCUCCAGAGGAUCAGGAAGUACGUGAAAGCGAUCCACGGCUCCGGGCUCACGCACGUGGAGAACGAGGAGCAGUACAGCGAGGCCCUGGAGAACUUCGGCAAUAACCACCUGGCCCAGAACAACCACGAGCUCUCCACGGGCUUCCUGAACCUGGCCGUGUUCACCCGGGAGGUGACGGCGCUCUUCAAGAACCUGGUGCAGAACCUGAACAACAUCAUCUCCUUCCCUCUGGACAGCCUGCUGAAGGGGCAGCUGAAAGACGGCCGGCUGGACUCCAAGAAGCAGAUCGAGCGCGCCUGGAAGGAUUACGAGACCAAAGUAGCAAAGCUGGAGAAGGAGAAGGAGCGAACGCGGAUCGCGGGCGUCAUCCAGACCGAGCUGUCGGCCGUGGAGAUCACCGAGGACACGCAGAAGGAGCGCCGCCUGUUCCAGCUGCACAUGUGCGAGUACCUGCUGAAAGCCAGCGAGAGCCAGAUGAAGCAAGGCCCAGACUUCCUGCAGAGCCUGAUCAAGUUUUUCCACGCGCAGCACAACUUCUUUCAAGACGGCUGGAAAGCGGCGCAGAACCUGCACCCAUUCAUUGAGAAGCUCGCUACCUCCCUGCACGCACUGCAGCAGGCCCAGGAGGAGGAGGUGAAGCAGCUCACGCAGAUCCGCGACUCUCUUCGCAGCACCCUGCAGCUGGAGAACAAGGAGGAGAACCUGAGCAGGAAGAACUCGGGCAGCGGCUACAGCAUCCACCAGCACCAAGGGAACAAGCAGUACGGGACGGAGAAAUCGGGCUUUCUCUACAAGAAGAGUGACGGGAUCCGGAAGGUGUGGCAGAAGAGGAAAUGCGGCGUGAAGUACGGGUGUCUCACCAUAUCGCACAGCACGAUAAACCGGCCUCCCGUGAAGCUGAACCUGCUGACGUGCCAAGUGCGGCCGCACCCCGAGGAGAAGAAGUGCUUCGACCUCGUGACCCAUAACAGGACGUACCACUUCCAGGCGGAGGAUGAGCACCCCCCACCCAGCUGGGUGUCCGUGCUCCAGAACAGCAAAGACGAAGCCCUCAGCAACGCCUUCAAGGGAGGCCCCGGCAGCUGCAUGGCCUCGGCCAGGGGGGCGGCCGAUGGCAGCCUGCAGGAGCUCACCAAGCUGGUCAUCGGUGAGGUCAAGAGCCUGCCGGGCAACAGGCAGUGCUGCGACUGCGGGGCCCCAGAUCCCACAUGGCUCUCCACCAACCUGGGCAUCCUGACGUGCAUCGAGUGCUCGGGCAUCCACCGCGAGCUGGGCGUGCACUAUUCCCGCAUCCAGUCCCUGACCCUGGAUGUUCUCAGCACCUCUGAGCUGCUGCUGGCAGUCAGCGUUGGGAACGCCCGCUUCAACGAGAUCAUGGAGGCCACGCUGCCGGCGCAGGGGAACCUGAAGCCAUCAUCAGGCAGUGACAUGAGCGCCAGGAAAGAAUAUAUCGUGGCCAAAUACAUGGAGCGCAAAUUCGUGCAGAAGACGGGCAGGGAAGACCCUCACCGGCUCUGGGAGGCUGUCCGCAGCCGGGAUGUCUUGGCGCUGCUCCAGGCAUUUGCAGAAGGGCACGACCUAGGCAAACCUCUGGCAACCCCCGACGGCCAGGACCAGGGCGAGCUGGCUCUGCACGUGGCCGUGCGAUAUGCAGACAAGUCCUCCCUGCCGCUGGUGGACUUCAUCAUCCAGAACGGGGGGAACCUGGACAAGGCAACCCUGGAUGGGAGCACGGCCCUGCACUACAGCGCCCAGUACAACCAGCCCAACUGCCUCAAGCUGCUGCUGAAAGGGAAGGCAGCUCUCAGCCCAGUGAACACGGCCGGAGAGACAGCCUUGGACGUGGCAAAGAGACACAAACACACCGAGUGCGAGGACCUGCUGGAGCAGGCGCAGGCCGGGAAGCUGAACCUGCAGCUGCACGUGGACUACGACUGGGAGGCCCCGCAGGAGUACGCCUACGACAGCGAGGAGGAGCUGGAGGAGAAGGUGAGCCCGCUGCAGCGAUCGUUCAAGUCCACGUCGUCGCCCACCACGGGUCAGCCCGGCCUCGCCUCCCAGAACCGGUGGAGCUGCACGGGCAUGGACAUCACCAACAAGACCUACGAGACCAUCCUGGUCCCCUCGCGGCCCAGCCCCCGGCGCUCAAACAGCGAGGAGAUUCCCCCGCCGCUGCCGGUCAAAAACCCUGCCAGGGGGGGCCCCCGCACCAAGCCCGAGCUCCCACGCCAAACCUCCGAGCCCCAAGCCAGCAGCCCACUGGAGGCCCCCGCCGUCCGAAACCUGUCCACAUCCAGCGCUCCUGGCACCUUGGACAGUGGAGCCGGCCGGCAGCUCUCCGCCUCCCUGAGCCCCACGGAGACCUGGCGCGCGGCCUACUGGGAAACCCACGCGGAGACGGAGAGCAGCGCCCAGCGGAGGGGGGCUGAGACCAGCCAGGCCACGGUGCCACCGCCGGAGGCUGGCACGUCCCCGGAGCAAGUGCAGCUCAACCCUGUCAAGUUCAGAUCAGAGAGCACCCGCUCCUACCGGCGCAUCAGCGGCAGCACAGGGGGCAAAGCCCCCAGCUCGGCCUCCGCCCCGCACAGCUCAGCCACCCCCGAGGACCUGCCUCUGAGCAAGGCGCCAAGUCCUGCCCCUGUGCCCAUGCCCAGGAGGUUUGCUCCGGCCAAGGUGAGGCAGAAGAGGGUGAAGGCUCUGGUGGACUGCAAGGGCGACCGAGCCCGGGAACUGACCUUCUCCAAGGGCGAGGUGAUCGUGGUGACCCGUGAGGAGGAUGAGCAGAGCUGGGUCGGCUUCAUCGAAGGAGACGGCUCCAGAACGGGCGUCUUCCGGGCCAGCUCCGUCCACCUGCUGCAGGACUGAAGGGUGUCCGCCUCCCUUCUCCUGCAGCGCGGAGGGGCGGAGAGCUCUCCUUGGACCUGGCUCGCUGCGCCCUCACCCGAGCCCUGCGUGCUCCUCGCUUUCCUCACCCCCUCCUGACCUGGCCCGCCGGAGACUGGGCACUGCAGCACGUGGGGCUGGAGCCGGAGCCGGAGCCAGGUGGAAACCCCCCGCUGUGAUCCUUCUCUUGGACAGCAUCGCUUUAGGACCAGCGUGGGUCUCUCGUGCUGGGUCAGGCUGGCUCUGCCCAGCCUUGCAGCUUGCUGGAGGAACCGGACCGCAGGGUCCCGUGUCUGAAUCAGCCUGGGAGAAGCCCCCUGGCCCUGGCAGAGCUGAGGGCAUGGGGGGUGGUGAGCUGACCAAGGGGUUUCAGACUCCUGGCCGCAGCCGGUUAGGAAGCAGAGAACCGGCAAGCUCGGUGCACAGGUGGGGUAAUAGUUUUUCACCUCUCCAUCCGUCCCGUCCUUCGCCUGCUUUGUAACUCCAAGGAGGAACGUGGACUCCUGCUCUCUCCUCCGGGGGCUUCCUUAGGGCUGUUUGAGGUGGGGUUCGCCUGCCUCUCACCACCCUCCCCUGGUGUGAACGUGAGAGCCCUGCUGGGCCUGGGGGCUGCUGGGGGCACCUCCUUCCCCUGCCCCAGUCCUGCAGCACCCCCGGCUCAUAAAGGCAGGGCAGGGGAGGUCCGUCCUGCCGUGGGAGUCCUUCCUGUGGCCACCCGAGGGGCUACCCCCAUGCUCCUGAUUGCUGGUCCCCUUUCCUAGCGACCCCCCCAGACAGAAGAAUGUAUCAGCACGACCGCCCCGUCACGACUGCCUUCCCCACCGCCCGGCGCGUCCCCGCGAUGCUCCAGGCCAGCGUGCCUAUGGGGGCUACAGAAACCGGUGUGCCCGUAGCCACGUGGGCUGCUAAGCUUGGGGCACCCGACUGUGACCCCCGUGCUGAGUCCAGUGCCUGGGGUUGGACUAAAGCAUUUCAAUUCCUAUGAGACCAAACUGUUAGGGGGGAGGGCAUGGCUCAUGUCAUGCAAAGGGUUAAUCCCCAGGAUCGCCCCCUUCCCCACUUCUCCAAAUAGCCCAGGAACUGCCUGUGGCCCUUUCUGUUUCCUGCCGCAGGAAAUGAGGUUGCGAUGUCUUGGCCCCGCGGCUCUGCCGUUCCUCCCUGCUCCGGGACGAUGGAGACCCCGGUCUCCUCCGGCAGCAGCCCCUCGGUUGCCCUUGAGUUGUCCGUGCCCUGCCUCCUCAGUGCAAAUACUUGAAGGGAAGGCAAGGAGCUGGGCAGGUGCCUCACUCCUGAUCCUUACCAGAGGUGCCCAGAUGGCCCUCUGCCCCCGUCGGUGGCACGCACCCAGGAGGAGCCGACCUGGGCAUCCAGUGGCACCAAGGAUAACCCAGCUUCAUGUCUCCCAUGCAUCUCCUCCACCCACCCUGGAACUGUGAAACACUAUUUUUUUUAACUAGGAAAGUGCUAUUUUUGGUGCUCACAGCCACUUCCGUGUCACGCCAGGCUCAGACCGGAGUUGGGGGGCAGCUGGAUUUGGAUGCAGACGUCUUUCAGCCCCGUGGCUGGAGGAUGUUGUUGGGUAGCGGAGCCUGGCCCGGGUUUGAGAGCCGUGGCUGGAGCGAGGCGUCUCUAUUGAGGCUCAGGGGAAGAUACAGACCCGGUGGUUCUCCAGACGUUCAGGUACAGAUUUGGAUCUGGAUUAUGACCCCACUUCCCAAAGGCCUGGGGCGCUGGUUGAAGGCCCUUUUGAAUGUACAGAUUUUCCACCGCCGCCUCUUUUCAAUCCCACUAGGCUCAGAGACAGCCAGGGAGUCUCUGUCCCUUGCCGAAAAGGGGUCAGGCUGCUACUUGGUUCUGCAAUCACUAGGACCAAUGCUUCCUACUCGUACGCGCUUCCCUGGGGAUAUGUGGGAUCAAACCGCCUUAUGUUAUAAUUGUAAAGGGGCUUUUUUUCACUGAAUAUUUCAUUGCAGAAGGGGCAUUUUAUUGCUUUCCCUUUUGAUUUGGAAUAAAAUUGAUUUAAAAAAAAAAAUAAA
Messenger RNA from Alligator sinensis (Chinese alligator), 5840 nucleotides. RefSeq names its product ArfGAP with SH3 domain, ankyrin repeat and PH domain 3 (gene ASAP3). The record is from RefSeq and is a predicted model, not a curated record. The transcript is spliced from 26 exons. Gene Ontology annotation, molecular function: GTPase activator activity; protein binding. Bases 772 to 3786 code for a protein of 1004 amino acids. Gene Ontology annotation, cellular component: cytoplasm; focal adhesion. NCBI's taxonomy places the organism in Eukaryota, Metazoa, Chordata, Crocodylia, Alligatoridae. Gene Ontology annotation, biological process: cell migration; positive regulation of GTPase activity.